CAAUUUCCCACUAAAAAUCUUCUUGCGUUGUUAUUUUGUUUAUUCUACCGACAAAAAAUUAAUAUUUAACUAUGUCUGACCUUAAGACUGCCAAGGACUCCUUGGUUGCAUCUCUCUUUGAACUUUCAAAGGCUGCCCAAGAUGCUGCCUCUGCAACUGUUGAAUUCUAUAAAAGUACAUUACUGGAGGAUUCUGAAAAAACCCUUGCUGCGACUUUAAAGAACGUACAAGAUGCUACCUCAGUUGUGAGCGAAGCAGUUCAGAAAGCUGCCCCUAAGAAGAGAGUCUCCAAAAAGGCUGCUGCUGCUGCUGCUAAGAAUAGCGAAGAGUCGACCAUUGAUACUGCUGCCACCGAAGUUCCAGAAGGUGUGAAGUCCACAAAGACUAAGGGAAAGAAGAAGGACGAAAAUGGAACUGUCUCUGAUGAGCCAACUGAAUCUAGUGAAGCUUCUGCUGGUGCUCUUGUUGUUCCUGAGAAGAAGAAGAGAAAAAAGGUUGAAAAGGAUCCAAAUGCUCCAAAGAAGCCUCUUACAAUGUACUUUGCUUACUCUUUCCACCAUCGUGACUUAAUCAGAGAAGACAGAAAGAAGAAGGACCUUCCUGCUUUGCCAUCUUCCGAACUUAGUGAACUUGUCAAGAAACAAUGGGAAAACAUUUCACCUGAAGAAAAGCAAGAAUGGCAACAAAAGUACCAAAACCAAUUAAAGGACUAUCAAGCCAAGAAGGAAGCAUAUGCUACCGAAAAGGCUUCUAAUGGUGAUGCUGCCUCCCCGGUUAAAGAGUCAGCCAUCCUGUCUUCUCAAUCAGAAGCUGUUGCCCCAUCUUCUCCAUUGAAAGCCCCAGAAGAUGUUACUCCUUCGUCACCAUCCAAAUCUUCUUCUGUUGCAGUUCCUGUUCUUUCUCCUUUGAAAAAGGAAUCAAAGAAGCGUUCUAAGAAGACUUCCGAAGAGAAGGAAGAAAAGAAAAGCAAGAAGGCCAAAAAGUUGGCCUCCCAAUCCUCUAACGUUUAAUUCAUCUCCACUUGUGUUAUUAUGUACUGUGUUUUAACAAUGUAAUAUUUACUUUAUUCAAUCCAAUUACGAAAUAAAAAGUCGGUAAUGUAAUAUAUUUAUAGUAUUGAUAUGGAUAUAUAUGGUACAGUGAUU
[Candida] anglica is the source of this 1145-nucleotide messenger RNA. The record is from the annotation of a GenBank genome assembly. NCBI's taxonomy places the organism in Eukaryota, Fungi, Ascomycota, Pichiomycetes, Serinales, Debaryomycetaceae.